Molecule: messenger RNA, 2418 nt
Organism: Hermetia illucens (black soldier fly)
Lineage: Eukaryota; Metazoa; Arthropoda; Insecta; Diptera; Stratiomyidae
Product: neuropeptides capa receptor
Exons: 10
Coding region: 684-2267 (527 amino acids)
Biological process (GO): neuropeptide signaling pathway
Cellular component (GO): plasma membrane
Molecular function (GO): neuromedin U receptor activity
Source: RefSeq, a predicted model, not a curated record
UCAGGGUUAUCAGAGAUGGAGAAGCUGCUGAUAGCAUCGCGGUACAAAACAUCUUAGACAGCAUCUCUCUGACGUUGAUACGUAUGAAAACCUGAGACGUUCAGCCAGCAGACACCAUUGCAUCCUUGGCAAGAAUAAGUGGAGUGGCUAAGUAAGUUUUUCCGGAGCGUCUGUUUCUGUAUUUUCGUGGAAUAAUCUUGGAAGUGUAGUUUCGAGUACUUCUUCUUCGAAGACAAAUUACAAUCUCAGAACUUCUUUUAAUGGUAAUGAAGCGUCGAAAAUUGUAAAAGUGUACAUCCCACGUUCGGCCCCAUUAGCUGCACGAAUCCCCAGUAAUGAGUACUUUUCGUUAAUAGCAAUUGUCUAGACAUGCAAUGUGUCCCCUGUACCAGUUCAAAAUGAAUUAGUGAAAAUGAAUUAUAAAACCAGUCAUCUGACCAAUUGAUUGCUAAUUGCAAGUGCUGCAGAUACCAUCUAAAUAAAUUGAAUUCAACCUAUUUCCUAAGUGUACAAGCCCCGUGACCACCAUUUUAUUGUGCCAAGUUUCAGUGCUGUGUAAUAAAGUCCCGUGUUCAAGUGAAUGAAUUGUUCGUCUGCAUAAAUUUGAGUAAUUAUAACUGAAUUCGCAGCUUAAAAGCCGAUUCUAAAUUGAAAUUUAAAAAAUAAUAUGCGUACGAGCUAAGAUGAAUAAUAUCCUCACUGGAACCUCGGCCCCCAUAGAUUUCGCUCUAAACGCCUUAAAUGAUUCGGAAAGUGUUUUAUCCAAUAAUUUGACAAACUUGUCUGCGGCAGUGUCUACGAUAAGAGCUAUCUCGGACGCUUGGAUACCUGCACUCUUAUCUUCCACAGCAUCACCGGAAUCGACCUUGCCGAAUACCACCUCAUAUUAUGAAGAUGACGAAUUUAUGGAAUUAUCAGCCUGUGAUCCUUCGAACAUCGCGUUCAAUUGCUCUGUCGAAGAGUUCCUUAUUUAUGCUCGAGGACCACAGACACUACCGCUCUUUGUGGCAUCAUUGGUCACAAUACUUUUUGUGGGAAUUUUCGUGACAGGAGUCGUUGGGAACGUUAUCGUUUGUGUAGUGAUUGUUAGACAUUCUACAAUGCAUACUGCAACGAAUUAUUAUUUAUUCAGUUUAGCGGUAUCCGAUCUCAUGUUCUUAUUAAUGGGACUACCAUAUGAAAUUAGUUUGUAUUGGCAUCAGUAUCCUUACAACAUGGGUCUGGCGUUCUGCAAGAUUCGAGCCUUGAUAUCUGAAGCGUCAACGUAUGUCUCCGUUCUCACCAUAGUGGCAUUCUCGAUGGAACGAUUCCUGGCCAUAUGUCAUCCCUUACAUCUGUACACAAUGAGUGGAUUUAAGCGUGCUGUAAGGAUUGUGGCAGCUCUUUGGAUUGUAAGUUUCGUGAGUGCUUCACCGUUCGCCGUAUUCACAAAAAUCGACUAUCUGAAAUAUCCAAUGGAUAAUUCGACGAUAUUAGAUUCAGCUUUUUGUGCGAUGCUGGAGAACCCGCCCGGCUUUCCCCUCUGGGAACUGUCCUCGUGCCUGUUCUUUGUAAUUCCUAUGAUUCUUAUAGUGAUAUUAUAUGGACGCAUGGGAUGCCGCAUCAGGUCCAGGACACGACACAGUAUAGCAUUGGGUGUUCAGCAAGGGUCAAUGCAUAAGGAGUCUAGGCACCAACAAUCACGCAAAGCUAUUAUUCGAAUGUUGGCGGCGGUAGUUAUCACGUUCUUUGUGUGCUGGGCGCCUUUCCAUGCGCAGCGGCUUAUGUACUUAUACGCCCGGGAUUGGGUGCAUUUUCAGGAUGUCAACACUUGGCUGUUCUCUGUCGCCGGAUGGUUUUAUUACGUCUCCUGUACGAUAAAUCCAAUCCUUUACAAUGUGAUGUCACGUAGAUACAGGGUCGCUUUCAAGGAAACUCUUUGCGGACGGAAGAAGGGCUAUUACCAAAAUAACGGAUUCGCGAGGGAGCAGUCGAGCUUCCGCGAAACAACUGUUGCUUCUACUGGUUACGAUGGUGCACAUUUGGUUCGUGUGCGAUCUGUUCGAAACUCCCACUAUAAAGAUCGGGACUCCGUGAAAUCGAACCUUCUUUGGCGAAGUAAUACCAUAGGGAGCAAACCAAAUUUAAAGAAAGACGAAAUCUCACUCAUUCCCAAUGCGAAUAGUACAAAUGUCGUAGUCAUGAUGGAAAUGAAUGCAAAUGGACGACCAAAAGUUUAUACCGAAUCUAGCGCACAAGAGCACAAGAAAGAUGAGACUUAUAUAUAAUAUAAAAAGAUAAUGUUAGUGUCAAUAUUUCUGUAAUAUGUCUGCAUAACUUUUAAAAUAUCUAGUAAUAAUUUAAAUAUAAAUAUCCUCUGCAUUCGCUGUACAUAACUCUUUGGAUAAUAUUGUAUAUUUAAUAAGAAUAAAGAAUACG